Ordospora pajunii is the source of this 303-nucleotide messenger RNA. RefSeq lists its product as uncharacterized. NCBI's taxonomy places the organism in Eukaryota, Fungi, Microsporidia, Ordosporidae. The transcript has a single exon. The coding region runs from base 1 to 303 and encodes 100 amino acids. The record is from RefSeq and is a predicted model, not a curated record.
AUGAAGACUAUAAUUGAACAAUGGGAAGGUGUUGAAUGCAGGGGAACGCCAUCAAGAAUAUUUACUCAAGAGAAGUAUGGCUGCAUAGAAAUAUACACAUGUCCAAAUGGAAUCUCAGCAGUAGUGGCUCCACAAAACAUACAGUGUGAGUUUAUUGAAAGCAGGAUCAAUAAGAAAAUUACAAAAGGAUCUGUGUUUAUUAUUGCCAAUGGCAAUCCGAUCUGCUUUCCAUUUGACUUCAUCAUAAAGGAAAUUGCAGAAUGCAAACAGAUGGAGUAUGUGGCAAUCAUACAAAAAGGAUGA